CAAAUACUUGUGCUCAACGACGGCGAGUGUGUGGCCAUCGGGUCCUACACUCAGCUCAAAGAGCGCGGCAUUGAUCUCAUGUCAUAUCAGAGACAAACCGAUGGACCAAAUGAUAUGAAUCGGAGAACAUCUGUCACACCAUCGAUGGUCUCAUCUAUUAGUGAGGGAUCAAAUGUAAUGGACGUUUGGGAACCGAUUGAAGUGGACGACCAAGACGUGAAAGCCGAACUUAAAAUAAUUGGAUCCGUUGAAUCUACUGUCUAUAUGGAGUACAUUAAGGCCGGCGCCGGACCUCUGCUCGUAAUUCUUACCAUUUUGUUUUUGAUCGCUUCUCAAGUGCUUUAUCAAGGAAGUGUUUAUUGGUUAAACUUAUGGACUAAUGAAAUGAGCAAAACGCCUGAUAAAGUGGAUCAAACAUUCAAUAUAAUUGUCUACACAAAUCUAAUCAGUGGUCUGUUUGUGUCGGCCCUGUUGUCCACCAUUUGUUUCUACAUAAUGUGUAUGAGAUCUUCGGUUAAUCUCUAUAACCGAAUAUUCUAUGCAUUAUUGCGAUCACCGAUACAUGUGUUCGAGAGUUCGCCAAUCGGACGAAUACUAAACAGAUUUUCAAAAGACACGGGAAUUGUGGACGAAGUGUUACCAUCGGUUGCCUUUGAAUGUCUCAUUAAUUUAUGUGUAAUUCUUGGAAGUCUUAUAGUGAACGCAAUCGUCCGUUGGUUUCUCAUAUUUCCGGCAAUACUUUUGUUAAUAUUAGUGUUUAUUUGUCGCUAUUUUUAUAUCAGAGCCGCGAGGGAUAUAAAGCGUUUGGAGGGG
Medioppia subpectinata is the source of this 813-nucleotide messenger RNA. The record is from the annotation of a GenBank genome assembly. Lineage: Eukaryota; Metazoa; Arthropoda; Arachnida; Sarcoptiformes; Oppiidae.